AUGGCUUGGCGACCUGCAGCUGUAAAUAAGGCUUCAAACAAAACCCAUGUUCUCCGACAACCAAAAUCUUCUUCGUCUUCUUCUUCCCCAACGCUUCAAAUCCUAGCCUUCGAGACAGCCAAAUGCAUGGUCCGCCUCGUUGCCCUUUACAAAUCUUUGUCGGACGAUGAAUUCCUUAAAUUUCGAAAAGAUGUCAUGAAAUCCCCAGGCGUCGCCACUUUGAACUCCGAUGACGAAACCUAUCUCUGUGGCCUUGCAUGCAGAGAGAUGCUCGAGAAUCUCGACCAGGCCGCCUCCGUCGUGUCGCUCCUGGGCAAAAAAUGCAUCGACCGGGAACUAAAUAAGUUCGACAUCGCGUAUCAUAACAUGAAACAGGGAAUCGUCGAUGCCCAACACCUCGAUUUCAACUCCAAACGUGUCGGUAAAAUCAUCGAGCAGAUGGAGAAAUACUCUAGCUAUACAUCUCUGUUGUAUGCAUCUUUGGUAGACCUCGAAGAAAUGGAAAUAUCAGAGAGAAAAAUGAAGAAAUGGAAGCGAAAUGGUACUAACCGCAACAACGUUAACUACUUCAACGAGGAAAUCUCUUUACGAAGAAAACAAAUUGCACAGUUCAGAAAAAUUUCUCUUUGGAACCAAACGUACGAUAAAAUCAUUGGGUUAAUGGCUCGAAUCGUAUGCGUCCUUUUCGUCCGAAUUUGCACCAUUUUUGAACCCUUUGAUACAACCCUUCCAUGCAUAACCAAUAGCCGAUAUCCCAUGAGACGUCUCUAUAACCCGAGCCCCAAAUCAAAUGAAGAUAAAGGCUCCGUUUUUCGACUUUCGGCCUUCACCAAUACUGAUAAACUAAUCACCAAAAACAAAAACAUCGAGGGAAAUGCUCGAGGGAACUACCGAAUGCUGAUCCAUUCGGCACCGGAGAACACCGUGGGAGCGGCGGGGCUUGCGCUUCGUUACGCGAACGUGAUCAUAAUGGCCGAAACGUACUUUUAUUCGACGUCAACGACGACGAUGAGUAAAGGCGCAAGGGAGUACAUGUUCGAGAUGUUACCGAUGAAUUUGAAGCAAACGCUGAGAGGGAAGCUUAAAAGCCAUUGGUGCAAAGAUGCAGAAGCAAGGGAAGGGCAGCAGGGUUUGGCACAGCGGUGGAAAGUGGCGUUGGAGGAGAUAUUAGGGUGGUUGGCUCCGAUGGCGCGUGAUACUUUGCGGUGGCAGCAGGAGAGGAACUUGGAGCAACGAAACUUGGAUGCGAAGCCCGCGGUUUUGAUGCUGCAAACGUUGUAUUUCUCGGAUUUGGAGAAAACGGAGGCUGCGAUUGUGGAAAUCUUGGUAGGGUUGAGUUGUAUAUGUGGAUAUGAGAAUAGGAGGAAGAAGGGUGGUGUUUGA
This is a messenger RNA of Hibiscus syriacus, 1383 nucleotides long. RefSeq names its product protein PSK SIMULATOR 1-like. Gene Ontology annotation, biological process: positive regulation of growth. The record is from RefSeq and is a predicted model, not a curated record. Lineage: Eukaryota; Viridiplantae; Streptophyta; Magnoliopsida; Malvales; Malvaceae. The coding region runs from base 1 to 1383 and encodes 460 amino acids. The transcript has a single exon.